AUGGCCGACCAUGAGCUCGCCAGGAUUCGUCACAGCGAGCACCUUCUCCUCGACCAACCGCUCCUUCGUCUUCCCAACGAACUCCUCCGUAAAAACUUCCGGUCCGCCCACUUCACCAUCGAGAAAGAUACGACGGCGCUCAAGUCGCUGCUGAAGGAGUCGGCCACGGCUGCCGUCUCCGGCCGCGCCUCGCAGCAGGAUGUUCUCAAGAACAUUGACGCCAUGAUCUCUCGCAUGCGUGGCGUCAAGCGAAAGCUGACGGCCUACGCCGACGAGGAAUCCCGCCUGCACCUUCAGACGGCCGCGCGGAUCGCCCACCUCGACGAGCUCUACUCGAUCGAGUCCGUCGACGACGUCAAGUACGAGGCCUGGAGCCGCAAAAGGCUCGACCGGCUUCUCGCCGACUACCUUCUGCGUCGUGGAUUUAACGAAACGGCGACCGAGCUGGCGGCGGAGAAGCGGCUGCAGAAUCUGGUCGACGUCGACACCUUCGUGAGCAUGAGCCACAUCCGCGAAGCCCUGCUCGCCGGUAGCGUCACUGAGGCCCUCGCCUGGUGCACCGAGAAUAAGAAGGAACUUCGCAAGAUGGAGAGCAAGCUCGAAUUCAUGCUCCGAUUCCAACAGUACAUCGAGCUCAUCCGCGCCCAGUCUUGGCCCAAGGUCAUGGAAGCCAUCGCGCACGCCAAGAAGCACAUCGUCCCGUACUCGUCGACGUAUCCUGUCGAGGUCAACCAAGCCUGCGGCAUCCUUGCCUUCCCCCCGAGCUGCUCGCCGGGCUCGAUGGCCUAUCCUGAACUCUACCAACCCUCCCGCUGGCACGAUCUCGCCGACCUCUUCACCACCGCUCACAACAACCUCCUCUCCCUCCCCUCGGCCCCACUUCUCCACAUUGCAUUGUCCUCGGGCCUCUCGGCCCUGAAAACCCCCGCCUGCCAUUCGGCCGCCUCGCACCAGGGCGAAGGCGAGGGGGCCUCGAUGCUCGGCCACGGCGUCUGCCCCAUCUGCUCUACCGAGCUCAACGAGUUGGCAAGAGAUAUUCCCUACGCCCACCACACAAAGAGCCAUGUCGAGUAUGAUCUCAGGCUUUUGCCCAACGGCAAGGUGUACGGAAAGCAGCGACUCGAGGACCACGCCAAGAAGUCGGGCCUGUCGGAAAGUCAAGUCAAGGAUCCGCGUACGGGCGACGUAUUUUCCGCCGACGUGCUUAAGAAGGUGUACAUUACCUGA
Molecule: messenger RNA, 1227 nt
Organism: Drechmeria coniospora
Lineage: Eukaryota; Fungi; Ascomycota; Sordariomycetes; Hypocreales; Ophiocordycipitaceae
Product: negative regulation of gluconeogenesis
Exons: 3
Coding region: 1-1227 (408 amino acids)
Biological process (GO): proteasome-mediated ubiquitin-dependent protein catabolic process
Cellular component (GO): GID complex; nucleus; cytoplasm
Molecular function (GO): protein binding; ubiquitin protein ligase activity
Source: RefSeq, a predicted model, not a curated record